Molecule: messenger RNA, 1323 nt
Organism: Solanum lycopersicum (tomato)
Lineage: Eukaryota; Viridiplantae; Streptophyta; Magnoliopsida; Solanales; Solanaceae
Product: UDP-glucuronic acid decarboxylase 1
Biological process (GO): D-xylose metabolic process
Cellular component (GO): cytoplasm
Molecular function (GO): UDP-glucuronate decarboxylase activity; NAD+ binding
Source: RefSeq, a predicted model, not a curated record
AUCAUCAAUAAUGCUACAUAACACUUGACAUCAUUUUUUUUUUUUCAUCUUCUUCAAACAAUUCUUGUCACCUUAAAAACACUCAAAAAUCAUACAAAUUUUCAGUUACAAAUCUUGAAUUUUUUUCCACUUUUACCAUUUCCCCAUUCUUGAUUUGCAAAAAAAGCUAUGAAAUUGUACAAACAGUCAAGUAGAAGAGAUGAGGAUUUACCCAAUUCUCAACCAUACUCACCAAAGACCUUGAAAUACCCAAGAGGAUCUCUUCCCAGAUCCAUCAAUUAUCUCCUCAAAGAACAAAGACUUCUGUUCAUUCUUGUUGGUAUUCUAAUUGGUUCAACUUUUUUCAUCAUUCAACCUAGUCUAUCUCAUCUUAGCACAUCUUCUGAACCACAUUCUUCAAUACCCAGAUCAUAUAAUGCUUUAAAUCAUGAAUCUUUAUCAAAAUUAGCUUCAUAUAAUGAUAAAGAUGUAAGCUUUAGGGUGAAUGGGGUUACUGGGAGGGUUCCAGUUGGGGUUGGGAGGAAAAGGAUGAGGAUUGUGGUGACUGGUGGUGCUGGAUUUGUGGGGAGUCAUUUAGUGGAUAAGUUGAUUAAGAGAGGUGAUGAUGUUAUUGUGAUUGAUAAUUUCUUUACGGGUAGGAAAGAAAAUGUGAAACAUCAUUUUGGGAAUCCAAGAUUUGAGCUUAUUAGGCAUGAUGUUGUUGAGCCUAUCUUGUUAGAAGUAGAUCAGAUUUACCAUUUGGCUUGUCCUGCUUCUCCAGUUCACUACAAGUAUAAUCCUGUCAAAACUAUUAAGACAAAUGUGAUGGGCACCCUUAACAUGUUGGGGCUUGCCAAGAGAAUUGGUGCUAAGUUCUUGCUUACCAGUACAAGUGAGGUUUAUGGUGAUCCGCUUGAGCAUCCUCAAAAGGAAACAUAUUGGGGUCAUGUGAAUCCAAUAGGUGUUAGGAGCUGCUAUGACGAGGGAAAACGGACUGCGGAAACCUUGACUAUGGAUUACCAUCGCGGUGCAAAUGUCGAGGUUCGUAUUGCUCGGAUUUUCAAUACAUACGGACCUCGUAUGUGUUUAGAUGAUGGACGUGUUGUCAGCAACUUUGUUGCGCAGGCCAUCCGCAAGCAACCAAUGACAGUAUAUGGGGAUGGAAAGCAAACUCGAAGUUUUCAAUUCGUCUCUGAUCUGGUUGAUGGAUUAGUGGCCCUCAUGGAUGGUGAGCACAUUGGCCCUUUCAACUUGGGAAAUCCAGGAGAAUUUACCAUGUUGGAGCUUGCUGGGGUGGUGAAAGAAGUGAUUGAUCCCAGUGCCACUAUUGAGUUCAAAGCCAAC